AUGGCCGACGCUGUUGCUGAUGCUUUGGAGCAGCUCUCCGCUGAUCAAAUCGAACAAUUCCGCAAAUAUUUCAACAUGUUCGAUAAAGAAGGAAAGGGCUACAUUCGUGCGACGCAAGUCGGACAAAUUCUUCGCACCAUGGGUCAGGCUUUUGAGGAGCGUGACUUGAAGCAGCUCAUUAAGGAGUUCGAUGCUGAUGGUUCUGGUGAGAUCGAGUUCGAAGAGUUCGCUGCAAUGGUUGCCAACUUUGUCGUCAACAAUGAGAACGACGAGGGUCUUGAGGAGGAACUUCGCGAGGCGUUCCGUCUUUACGACAAAGAGGGAAAUGGUUACAUCAACGUUUCGGAUCUUCGCGAUAUCUUGCGCGCUUUGGACGACAACGUUUCAGAGGAGGAGCUCGACGAAAUGAUCGCCGAAAUUGAUGCUGACGGUUCGGGAACUGUCGAUUUCGACGAAUUCAUGGAGAUGAUGUCUGGUGAAUAA
This is a messenger RNA of Caenorhabditis bovis, 483 nucleotides long. NCBI's taxonomy places the organism in Eukaryota, Metazoa, Nematoda, Chromadorea, Rhabditida, Rhabditidae. The record is from the annotation of a GenBank genome assembly.